Periophthalmus magnuspinnatus is the source of this 6913-nucleotide messenger RNA. It is a transcript of the gene znf618, whose product is annotated as zinc finger protein 618. The record is from RefSeq and is a predicted model, not a curated record. NCBI's taxonomy places the organism in Eukaryota, Metazoa, Chordata, Actinopteri, Gobiiformes, Gobiidae. Gene Ontology annotation, molecular function: protein dimerization activity. The transcript has 17 exons. The coding region runs from base 400 to 3465 and encodes 1021 amino acids.
GUCUGGACCGUGUGGAGAUGCAGGCUAAUACACAGGCCGGCGCAGCAAUUUCGGAAUCUGCCCUUGUAUAUGGCGGACGAAAAUUUCCACCAGAGGAAGAACCGCACCACAAACCCGCACAAACCCGCGCCACGAGCCGCUGCACGAGCCGGACGCGCAGGACCGAGGACUGUCCCCGAGUCCAGGACAUGACGCCUUUACGCGUUUAGAAAAUGAAACGCAGGAUUCACGAGGAAACCGCUGAGCUGAAAAUUUGAACAUUCGGAAUUUCUCAUAACUAAUUGAGAAUUUGAGGCAGUUGUGCAGUCUCCUCUGGCGCGGAGGAGCUUCUCUGGACGCACAUCUUUCGCAUGAGCUGCAUCGUUCCGGGAGCAGCACAGGCCAAACGGAGGGGGAGCCAUGAGUGCGUCAGACGAACCCAGUCCGGAGAAGGACACAGAUGGGCCCUCACCACCGGGGGCCCCUGAAGCUGCCAGUUCACCCCCCGCCGCAGUGAAGAAGGAGCUGGGGCUUCCAGAGAUGAGCAACGGGAAAGUGGGAGACUCCAACCCGGAAAUGUGCGCCGUGUCUGGAAGUGAAGGAGGCGGAGGAGGAGGAGGAGCACAGCGGCGAGCCCAGUCUGAGAGUGCUCCCAAAAAAACAGCCGCGACCUCAUCCGCCGCCACCACGUCUCCUCCUGCUGCAGUGAAGAAGGAGCAAGGAACACCGGAGACGAGCAACGGGAAGGCCAGAGAUCCGAACCCCGCCGACAUCUGCGUCGUCGUCGGAGGAAACGAGGGGGGACUGGGCCGUGGUAGACCCGGUCGACCCCCCGCAGACAGUGUUGCCAAAAAACCUUCGCCGAUUUCAGCCACCGCCUCUCCGUCUCCCACCGCCGUGAAGAGGGAGCCGCCGGAGACGAGCAACGGGAAAGUGGCGGAGCUCAACCCCGCUGAGAUCUGCGUUUUGAUUGGAGGAAGCGAAGGGGGCGCAGGUGGAAUAGGACCACGCCGAGCUCAGGCUGAGGGUUCCUACGUUUGCGGCGUUUGUGGGAAAAAGUACAAAUAUUACAACUGUUUUCAGACCCACGUCCGGGCGCACAGAGAAUCCGAGGGCAUGGUUGGGGAGACUCUGCCACAAACUCCAACCAGCAGCUUCCGUUACUCAUGUGACAUUUGUGGCAAGAAGUACAAAUACUACAGCUGUUUCCAGGAGCACCGUGACCUCCAUGCAGUGGAUGAUCCUUAUGAACAAGUCAUGCUGCCUGUGGACGGACUCAAAGAGGAGCCCGUCGAACCAUAUCAGAAAAUUGGACCAAAAUCAGGAAGCUACGUCUGUGAAUUUUGUGGGAAGCAGUACAAGUAUUUCAACCCGUACCAAGAACAUGUUGCUCUUCACACUCCAUUGGGCUCCUUUGAUUUGAAGCCAUUAAAGGCCCAGGAAAGCAGCGCACUGGACAUCAGUAAAUUUGCCCAAAGCCAAGCGAGUAAGCUGAAAAACAGUCCAUUCAGGCGGAAACUGGAGAGCACAUUUCAGUCUAGCCUGGUUGAUACUAACAGCUUGCAGAAUUCAAGUGGAGCGCCGAGCCCUCUGGUGGCCAGCUCGUUUUCUGCAGCACAGAAACCCUUCACGUGUGGUGCAUGUGGCAUCCAGUUCCAGUUCUACAGCAACCUGCUGGAGCACAUGCAGUCCCACGAGGCGCACAGUGAGAACCACACCAAAGGGGACUCUCCAAAAACCUCCUCAGCUUCGGGUCCUCAGGAGCAGCUUUGGAGAGGCUCUCAGGCUCAGUUUCUUUCCUCAGUUAAACUUCAAAUUCAGCCUCAAAGUCUCACACAGAGAAACCACACUUUCACUCAGAAUAACGGACUUCCUGAGAAGGAAAGGCAGCAGGUGGCCGAGCGUCUUCUUCGUGUGAUGUGUUCAGACCUGAACAUGUUGAGUGUGAUCAAUAGUAAGGACUUCCUUAAACUGGCUCAGACCCUGGUGGACACAGGGGCUCGGCACGGGGCCUACUCCACCCGCGAUGCACUUGGCAACAUGAGUGCCUUGGCCCUCCGCCAGCUGCCCCGCAUGUACAAUCAGGUCAAAGUCAAGGUGACCUGCGCCCUGGGCUCUAAUGCUUCUCUGGGUAUCGCCGUCACGUGUCACUCCCACAUGUCGGGGCCAGACGCCUGUUACGUUCUCACGGCCUACCAGGUGGAAGGCCCCAGACUCAAGCGCUAUGUCCUCGGGGUGAGAGAGGUGGAGCUGAGAGAAGGUCCUGAGCAGGUGCACCACUGGGUCCAGAAUGUUCUGUCUGAGUUUGUGAUGUCCGAGAUCCGCACGGUCUACGUGUCCGAGCCCAGGGUGUGGGCCGCGGGGAUCGGCGGCUCUCCUCUGGGCGGCAGCCGUGGGAGAAUAUGCCUCAGAUGCGCCGGCUGCUCCCUGGGAGCGGUGGUGCAGGCGGUGCUGGGGAAGCGCAGUCUUCAGGCUCGAGGUCUGCACGACCUGGCGGAGCUGUUGUCCACGUGCAGAGACAUUGCCUCCUCCACCACCCUGGCUCUACGUGAAGAGCACAGCAACACAAGCACAAGUGAGGAGGGCGGGCAGGGCAGUCCUGCACAGUGCCCCACUCCUCCCUGCUGGGAUAGAAUGGCUGAGGCACUUUUGCAAGUGCAUGCACAUUUUGAACAGAUUUGCGAAGCCUACGGACGUAGCAAAGCUACAGCUCCACUUCUUCAAGGCCUGAAUAAGCAUCUACUGUCUACACUGGCCUGUCUCCUGGCUCCGUUGCGUCUCGCUGCUCUGGAGCUCAGCAGCCAAAGGAGGCCCACUCUGCAGCAGGUCCUGCCCGUCUACCUGCGCCUGGAGAAGUUCUUCACAUCCAAAGCCGGAGAAGCGGGAACUGGCACCGCCAGCAAACUCUGCCACUACUUCCUGGAAGCGCUAAAAGAGAAUUUUAAGGUUGAACGCGCUCACCAGGUGGCCAUGGUCCUGGACCCUCAGUUGAAGCUCCGCUCAGUACCAGCCUACCAACACGAGGACAUCAUUUCCCGGGCAUGUGAAAUGGCAGCUGAAAGCAGGGAUGGAGGUUUGUCGGGUGGAGUUGGGACCGCUGGAGAUGACCGUGACUGUGACGGCCCCCCGAUGCCUAAAAUCAGUCGUGUGGAAGGCGCCGGGAGCAACGGCGGCCCUUCGCGGGACUCCUGUACACUCUCAAGUAACGACGACGCACAGGGUCAAGUUCGACAGGAGAUCUUCCAGUACCUGGCCGAGCCGCUCCUCCAGGGCACCCCAGAUCUGUUCCAGUACUGGAGUACCGCAGUAACUGAGAAGUUCCCAAAGCUGGCCCGCCUGGCGCUGUGGCUCCUGGCCGUGCCUGCCGUGGCCAUACGCAGUGAGUGUGUGACUGUGUGUGAGCAGAGCAUGGCCAUGAAGAGGAGGCAGCAGGUGACAGCUGAGGAAAUGAACAAACUCAUAUUUCUACGCUCCAACCUCAGUUAAAAAGACUAUGAACCAAACCUCAACCUCACAACUAAUGACUCAAGGCUAUUAUUUAUAUAGUUUUAGACCAACGGCAACAUAAAUGUUUAUCAACACAAAGUAAUCCUCAAGACUAUACAGGAACACUCUUGUUGUAAGUUACAAACACCCAGAAGACAAUAAUAUACUCAUCUAUAAAACAGUGAAGUGUGUAAGUAAAGUGUAGUAAAAAGAAGAAUGUGGUGGAAAGGUUCAACUCAAAAUGUCCCCGUGAAGUUUGACUCGGUUCAGUCGUACCCGCGGCAGUGACAGGAUUUCCUCCAACCUCAGAAUAAACUGCUCAAGGCUGUAUGCUGUUAUCCUCAACUAGCAACUUUGUCAGGUAGUCAGCUUUCACUGCUUCAGUUUUCUACAGACCUCUUCUAAACAAUCCUACCAGGUUAUAAAGUGCACACACCGGGAGUAAAUACUGUUUACAGCAAGCUCAACGUGGACCUCCUAUUUGAGGUUAACAUCACAGUGAAUAUGAUUUUACUGCCACUACACCUUCGACAGCAACAUUUAGUCCAAUGUACCACUGACAGUACGUCACACGAGACCGAGGGGCAUCAGGAACAUGCAGUUUUCUCACUGACCUCACGGGGGAGCUGUACCACUCUAUUCUAACGCUCUUUUCAUUUAUUUGAAAGUUGCAUCGAAGGACAUGCAAUAUUUUCCUCUUAUUGAAAAGUGUCCUCCCACUCGCGGUCCAACGAUAACCUCAUGACCUCACUGUAACGAGACUUUCAUUUACAGAUACUUAAGAUUUUGCACUUUUCACUAAACUUAUGUGGUACAUUUUUAUUUCAAAAAGACAAUAAUAACCGGAACCUCGUGAGUGUUGAUGGUAGCUUCCAAUGCUGCUAAUUUAGUAAAGCUACAUCAGUCACCUUUGCAGACAGACACCAGGUCAUGACCACGUUUCAAUACUUUUCCUCACCGUAGAUUCAUCACGUUGUAUGAUAAACACACCGUCUUCCUCAUCAUUUCUAUAGUAUUCUGAAAUAUAUAUUUUAAGGCAAUAUAUUGUCGAAUACAUAGUUACAACCUCAUCUAAAACAUGACUGUUGUCAUUACAAAGAAAAGUACCAUUUUCUACUUGUGAAAUCAGUAUUUUCUCAGGAACCAGUAAAAGUCUUGCAGGAACCUCUUUCUCCUCUUUACCGAAAAUGUACCGAACUGUGACCUCAGUGCCCGGGUACCGACUGAACCGGGGCGUUGGGCAAACCUUCCACCGCAAAUACAGUUAGUGCCACACGCAACAAAAGGAAAUGUCACUGUUCAGGACUAGUAAGCUAUGGUCAACACGUGCAUAAUGAACCUAUUUAUUUUUAUAUUGUAUCAAUCAAUCAAAUACCUCCUAAUGUGGAUGGGUUUGUUGCCUCUGGUACUAUCAUUCAAGUACUGCUUUGUCAUUUCUGUGUCUGGGCCUUAAGUCUCUGCUUUUGUGAUAAACCCAACUUCAUGCCUUUUUAUUGCAGUUUAUGGCCUUCAUCUCAUCCGAGCAUUUUUCAUUUGCUUUUUAAAAGUUCUGAUGUAGAGAUUUUAGAGAAUCUGCAGUGGUCGAAUGGGCUUUAAAUACAGAAUUUUGGCUUUGCUGUUCAAUUCAGGCUUCGAAAAGCUUCUAAAUUAGCUAAUUACUGAACUACAAAUAGCCAUCCAAAGCACAUAUAUUCACUUUAUAAAAGUCUGCACUAUAAGAUGUAGUUUUGAUCUAAUUUAAAUUGAAUGAUUUUAAGUCGCCCAUCUAUGGUAUAGUAUAAAAGUAGCACAAUGUAAACAACAUACUGUCUAUGUUGUACUUCAGAUAAUUGAUAUUUAAUUUAUAUAGAUCUGUAUAGAUCUGUGGAGAUCUAUACAGAUGGAUCUAUCUGUAUUAUUUACAAAAUAUUGCAAACUCGUGGUUUUACUGUAUGUUCUAGUUUAUUGAUUUUAGUCACAUAUUAACAGGAUACCGAGUAAAUUAUAUUUUUAAAAAUGCAGUUUUCUGCGUCAAAAUGAAACCAUCAGACGUUCAAAGUAAAAGAUUCAAAUGGUUACUGUUUUAUAAAGUGUCCUUGCUGAAUCCUGACACUAUUUCUCCAGGAUUUGGAGUGGCUUGCUGCAUGUUACUGACCUGUUGCCAAGACCCCAAUUAGUUCUACUGAGAGGUGAGCUGCAGACUCUGUAACACAGCAGCUACUUUUUAUUUUUAUUUAUGUUCUACUUCACAGCGUCCUGACUUUUUGGAAGUGGGAUGGUAGAAACUAUAUAUAUCACUGCAUUGUAAUAGUUAGCAUUCCUGGAAGUGUCAUAUCCACUGCUGUUUAACUCGACUCUGUGACAUAUUUACAUUCACUCAUUUUGCUAACAAGACAUUGCUGUAAGAUAUAUUUAGUACUAAUCUUAAGGUUUACCUCAAUAUUCUGAAAGUAAUGUUGUGAUUUUGAGUGUCAGGAAAAUAGCUGUUGUUACAAAACUGAAUCACAUAAUCAAAAUACUGUACAAGAACUUGCAGUGUUACCAGUGAUCCUCACUCUGACGAAGGGAGUUUUCUUACUGUUUUUAAAUAGGUAUUUUAAAUAGGAUUUGCUCUGGGACAAAAUGCCAUUGUUGACACAUGUCAACUUGAAUUUAUUUAGAAAUAGCGUUUGUUUUGUCAGUUUCAAUGAUAAGUAUAUCUAAGAUAUGCAUGCUUUUAAUAUGAGUAUAUAACAUUGUAAGCCGGUAUUUCUCAUGAAGCAGUAGAGUAGAUUGGCUAAGAGCAGAAGUCACCUGUAAACAGUUUGUCUGGUGUGAAGGGGAGGGCCACUGUCCACAGAGCAGUGUUUAUUGGGUGACAUCAUCCAUUUUCAGAAAAUGUAAAUAUGUUGAAGAGAACUGCUGUUUUAUGCCACAAGGGGGCGCCUUUAUGUCAGAGAUAAGAUAGGGAGCACCAAUAACAUUUUACCUCUUUUUCUACAGUAGCAUUUCAAAGGGUUUUGAUAUAAUAGACUCAACUUAGAUACUGUUAUUAGACGCUGACUCAACUGUAAGUUUUAUUUUUAAUUUUAACUUAUUCUGAUUAAAGGUUCAUUUGUAUAGUACGUUUAAGAACUCAACCACAGAUAACUGUUCUGUUUGUUCGAUGCAGGUUUAGAUACGAGUGUUGCUUUUAUUCUCCUUUCAGGCAUUUCUUCCUUUUCUACUCUUCUGCUAAAAUGCAACAAAAUGGUUUUAAUUUUGUUCAUUUUGACUUUUUUAAUGGCACUUUAGCAGCAGGUUCCUGUGUAGAUUUACUCUCAGUUCACUUGUUAUUAAGCCUAAUUUAUACUUUUGUAGCAACACUAUUUUUAUAAAACGGCCAAAAAAGGAUCGUCUUUUUUUCUGUCAUUUACUGCGGCGCUGUUUGAUGUUGAAGACAUUACCCUCUGUACUUUGUGAUGUGUGAAUAAAUCGUCACCAACUAGAA